Ornithodoros turicata is the source of this 924-nucleotide messenger RNA. RefSeq lists its product as uncharacterized. The transcript is spliced from 5 exons. The record is from RefSeq and is a predicted model, not a curated record. Bases 1 to 924 code for a protein of 307 amino acids. NCBI's taxonomy places the organism in Eukaryota, Metazoa, Arthropoda, Arachnida, Ixodida, Argasidae.
AUGGAGAAACAGGGACUACUAAGAGGACUGAAGGUCAUCAAAGAGAAAGGCAUCAAGGUCAAGUCCCUCACUACAGACCGUCACCCUAGCAUAAAGAAACACAUGUCCACAGAGGAGCCCAGGAUCAAACACUACUUUGAUGUAUGGCACGUGUCGAAAGGGAUAAAGAAGAAACUUGCAGCAGCAAGCAAAGCAAAAGGCUGCAACACUCUGGACCUCUGGAUCCAGUCGACAACCAACCAUCUGUACUGGUGUGCCGCAGUGGGAGAAGGCGAUUGCACCCUCAUUGAAGAUAUGUGGGCAAGCAAUGCAAAUCAUGUUGCCAAUAUACAUGAAGGUCAUGGAGGCAUCUAUCCACAGUGCCUGCAUGAUGAGCUGGAUGACCAUGCAUGGCUUGUGCCAGAGUCGACUGCACACAAGAAAUUUAAAAGCAUAACCCAAGCGAAACAUCUUUUGAAAGACUUGCGGCAGCUAGCACCUGGGCUCCAGACGUAUGCAUUGGAAUCAAUUCAUAAUGUUCUAAUUGGUUUUGCCCCAAAAUCUACAGCAUUUUCACCAGUUGGUAUGCGUGCAAGAACCUACUUGGCAAUAUUCCACUUUAACGAAAAUGCAAAUAAACCUCAAGCACAAACAAAGAACGGUUGCCCAAUGUUCAAGGUGAAAUCACCUAGGGCGAAGAAGGGCACAUUCACAGUGUACCUCCUCAAAGAGAAGCCAACAUAUCACUAUGUGUCGGAUCUGCUCGUGGAGGCAACAGAGCUCUGUAGACGCUGGCCGUCCUUGAAAGAAGCUUUUCAGCACACAAUAUGCAGUGCCCCAAGAGCGAUGUGUGACUCGUAUGAACGAGUCCCGAAAGAAACACUGAUUGCCCAGCAGCAGAGCAGAUUUUCGGACAGGUCAUCCUGUAAUCCUGUUACGACCUAG